UUGAUUUUAUUCAACUGAAAGUCGAGACUUGUGGUCUUUAUCAUAUAUUCAACGGAGUAAAGUCGAGUGACUGAAUUUUAAAAAUAGAUUUGAGCACCAAUAACUUUAUGUGAUAUGUGGGAACUAAAACGGACCUUGUUGGUAUUGACAGGUUUGUCCCUGUCUUUGAUACUUCUGCAAUUUGAAAAACUUGUAACCGGAAAAAAAAAUCACUUCAUUAGAAGACAGCAAGAUUCUGCCAUACAAUUUGAACACCGUGUCUGGAACGAACUUCUUAAACAUGACAAUGUUUAUAAAGGUGGUCGUUUGUUGACAAAGGACACUCUAGAGAAUAUAAAAACUAUAAGUACAGAGCAGUGUCGUAGUCAGAGGUUUCUGGUAUUCAAAUGUGAUUCCUCGACUAUAUGUGGAGGUUUGGCUGACCGUCAGAAAGGCAUUGUGUCUUCUUUUCUACUGGCAUUACUUACGAAUAGGACUUUUGUCGUCGAUAUGACAAUGCCGUGCGACCUAAACAACUUUCUCUUGCCAAAUAUUUACAAUUGGUCAUUGUGUAGAGAGUUUCUUAAGGCUGUUCCAAAGGAAAACGUCAAUGAAUUAAAUUAUGUUACUAAAAAUAGAGAGAAAUUCCUCCAUCAAAUUAGCAGUUUUAAUUUUGACGGAAACUGGACAAAGAAAGUGAUAGUUUUACGACUUAACGCCUAUGCAAUAGAUUGGAUUAGACAACAUAGACAAGCUAAAGCACGACUGAAAUGGUUGAUGGAUAUAACAGAUGAAGAAGCAAUACAUUUAGUUCUACAUACUCUGUUUAAACCAAACCAAAGACUAUUGAAGGAUAUCGUACAAUUUUAUGAUAAUCGGGUACUGGGAAGGCAUUUAGUAUGUAGCCAUAUUCGAAUUGGGCAAAAUCCAAGCAUUCCAGCCGACUAUAGACGUCCUAGGGGAUCAUCAAAUGAGACUCUGAUAUUUCAUUUUUUGGAAGCAUACGAUGAUGACCAGAAAUAUGUCACUUACAUUGCUUCCGAUUCAGAAGAUAUAAAAAGACAUGCUGAAACCCGAUUAAAAUCUUACAUUAAUGUAAAUCGAACAAUUGUUCAUGUGGAUCGGCUUGGAAAGCUAAAACAUUAUACAAAAGAAGCGUGUGAGGGAUUGUAUACAGCACUUUUUGAACAAUUAAUUCUCACUUUGUGCGACACACUUAUUUUAACACGUAGUUGCUUUGGGACCAUGGCAGCGUAUAUAAGAGGCGUCUCUGACAAUAUAUUUUUGUUUAUCCCGAAAACGCAACAAAUACUUAAAACAAAUUUAACAAACAUUCAAACCAUUUUCAAAUUUCGCUUUCUUAAAGGUUUCUAGGAUAAUAAAAUCAUAAGUACAAAUUUAAGCAAUGACAGUUUAAAAGUACGUAAGACAUAGUAACUUGUCCCAGUUAAUACCUGACGUUUGGGUUAAAAACAUGGCUUAUUAAGGUAUUUGUGCAUGUUUGAUGUACUGGGAGUAAUGCCGUAACAUCAUUCAUCAGGAAAUCUUAAAAUAAAUGCCUUGAUUAGGCGCAUGGUAAUGGCAAUCAUUUUAUGCAUUAAUAGCAGGGGAUUAAAAUGAUUACCUCGGAAAUGUAACAACAUUUCUGACUUAAAAUAUGAUAUUGCAAUAUCUGACACGUUACAUAAAUCCAAACAUAUUUUAAAGUCAGCUCUGAAUGCGUGAAUAUCUUUAACUAUUGGCAAAUAUUUAAAACAAGUACAAAGACCUCCACAUAUUUUUCCAUAUAAUAGGCCAUAUGUUUAUUUACGCUUGUAAGAUUACGGUCUACAUUGUAGAAAAAAAAUAGAUGCACGCUUGACCCAAAUAACAGUGAUUCAAACCUUUAGUGAAUAUUUUAAAUAGAGCAUCAGUUACUAGGUCAGGUAAUUCCUAUUAAUCAGCAUAAAUGUAAUUUUUUAAUCAGUUUGUAUUGAUUUCACUUAUAUUUGUUUCAUUUCAAAGCAAAAUGACUGUCCUCCUAAUGAUCACAUCGUACGAUCAAGACCAUAAUUUGAUCUAAAAGCUCGACAAACGACAUUCAUUGUCGGACAAAAAACCAACAGCCAUAUAAAAGUCAGCAAUUUAACUGGUUCUUCUUCUUUUUUUGUUAUGUAAUCGGAAGUGGCUCUUCAAUAAUUCCGAUGAAGGAUAUCGAUUUAUUUUGUGAAAAUAAUCUAUACGUACAACGAAGAGCUUAUUUUAAUUAUAUUUCAAAGACAAACCGAUAUGAAAACAAUAUGCGAUAAAGAUAAUCUGGUGCGGGAUUCGAGACACUGAUCACUCAAAUUUUAAGAACUACUAAUUAUGGAAAUACAUUGAGUUGCAUACCAGCUUAAAAAGGAAUUCAGUUACAGGCUUUCCUGUAUAAUAUCUAUUACUAUAGGUUGAAUAUGUGAUAUAGAGAUUAUAGCACCAGUGCAAGGUACGAAUUUGCUUCCGAGCUAAAUAGCGUUACAAGUAUCAAAUGUAUGCUUUACUCUCAGGAUGAUUUUUACUCUAAACAUUUUAGUGUUUACGCCCUAACUAAAAACAUUUAAAAUAUUAUUUCGAAUUACGCGACCGUUUCAUCCGAUAAAUGCUAACAAAUUUUUAUUUGGAAUAAGUAAACGUACUAACGAACAGGAUGUUGCACUAUAAACAGAAGUUCAAAAUUUUAUAAAUAAUACAAAACCUUUUACUAAUUUUUAAACUACUGCCGUUCCUUAUGAUAUAGUCAAUGUAGAUGACGAGCCCGUGUGAUGUGUGUGCGUUGAAGUGGGUGCUUGCGGUCGAAUCCCGGUCUAUUUUGUAGUCUUUUUCUUGUUUAUAGAUUUACAAUUCUUUAACAAUCACUAAAAUUACUUACGUUUAAGAGUUAGGUCCAUCUUUCGGAGAAAAAAUUCGAACAUCACCAAAUCAUAGAAAGAAAGCAUCGUUUUACAUGAAACUUAAAAAGCAUAUACACCAUUGUCAAUUUCCUCAUAUAUGUAUUAAAUUCCGGAA
Mercenaria mercenaria is the source of this 3003-nucleotide messenger RNA. RefSeq lists its product as uncharacterized. The coding region runs from base 115 to 1353 and encodes 412 amino acids. The transcript has 2 exons. The record is from RefSeq and is a predicted model, not a curated record. NCBI's taxonomy places the organism in Eukaryota, Metazoa, Mollusca, Bivalvia, Venerida, Veneridae.